Molecule: messenger RNA, 1131 nt
Organism: Torulaspora globosa
Lineage: Eukaryota; Fungi; Ascomycota; Saccharomycetes; Saccharomycetales; Saccharomycetaceae
Gene: TRP4
Product: anthranilate phosphoribosyltransferase
Exons: 1
Coding region: 1-1131 (376 amino acids)
Biological process (GO): L-tryptophan biosynthetic process
Cellular component (GO): cytosol
Molecular function (GO): anthranilate phosphoribosyltransferase activity
Source: RefSeq, a predicted model, not a curated record
AUGGAUGUGGUAAAGGGAUUGGUCCGUUAUACGAAAAAAUUGCUGGUUGUUCCACCCCAAUUGACUCCAGAGGAUCUUUACCAUGCUAUUGGUAUUAUCAUUGAGGCUCUAGCGAAGGAAGCGACUUUAGAGGCGGAAGAGGUUUUGCAAAGUUACAUUCUGGUAUCCAGCUUCUUGACUUCGCUUCGAACCACGGGCCUAGAUCACAAGGCCGAGUACAUUGCAGAAGCUGCAAAAGCGGUGCUUAGAUACUCAGAUACAGUGGACUUGUCGUCGCAUGUCAGGGAAGACGAAGUGGUGCUGGAUAUUGUUGGCACUGGGGGCGACGGGCAGAACACGUUCAACGUGUCCACGUCUGCUGCGAUAGUGGCUGCAGGGAUCCCGGGACUCAGAGUGUGCAAGCAUGGCGGCAAAGCGUCGACUUCCAACAGUGGCGCGGGCGACCUGAUUGCGAAGCUAGGGUGCGAUGUUUCUAAGGUCAACCAGAAGACGGUAGCCACGUUGUGGCACAGCGGUAACACUUUCCUGUUCCUGCUCGCACCUUACUUCCACAACGGGAUGAAAAUGGUGGCCAAAGUCAGACAACUGAUCGGGAUACCUACCAUUUUCAACGUGCUGGGACCUCUAGUCCAUCCUGUCAGCCAUGUGAACAGGAGAAUCCUGGGCGUGUACUCCAGAGAUUUGGCUCCCGAGUAUGCUCGAGCCGCGGCGCUGGUGUACCCUACGAGCGAGAUUUUCGUUGUCUGGGGCCACAUCGGCCUUGAUGAGGUCUCUCCGGUCGGUGGCACAACCGUCUGGCACGUCGAUCCGUCCAAACCCGGCAAUGUCGAUACAUUCGAACUGAGACCGGACCUGUUCGGCCUCCAAGAGCAUGAACUGGCAGAAUGCAAAUCUCUGGGUCCUGCUGAAAACGCACACAUCCUGAAGGACGAGAUUCUGGCUGGUAGGUAUCGAUUAGGGGACAAUAAUCCGAUCUACGACUACAUUUUACUGAACACAGCCGUCUUGUACUGUUUAAGCCAGGGAAACAAGGAUUGGAAGCUAGGGGUCGAAAAGGCUGAGGAAAGUAUCCAAUCUGGCAGUGCACUGAACGCUUUGAACCGCUUUUUGUCAGAAGUUCAAAAUAUAUAG